GAUGAUGAUGAUGAUGAUUUAGAGCUGGCAACGGUGUCUUCUCGUCUGCCUCAUCCUGGCCAUGGCGACUUCCAGGAGCGAGGACUUUUUGGGGCAGAAAUGGGACCGUUGUGUGGCGGAUACGCUCAUCAAGACGGGUGGAGGCCUUACUCUGGGAAUCGUGUUCUCUGCAAUAUUGUUUAGAAGACGACCAUGGCCUUUAAUUUUUGGAAUGGGAGCUGGUAUGGGUAUGGGAUACGCCAACUGUCAACGGGAAUUUGAUGAGCCAUUCCUUGUCAAAGCAGAAAAGAUAGUUGUUAAGCCCAAGUCUGUAGAUAAUGCAGCCACAAUCAACUAAUGUGAACCCUCACCUUCACAUUGCUACAUACGAUGGUAUUAGUCAGCUGAAUGUAAUGCUUGAAAUUUAAGUGAGUCGGUGUUUUGUAAAUAUAUUCAUGUGUAUUUUUCUGAGAUGUAUUGAUUCUGUACUGAGUGGAGGGAAUAUUUCCAUUAUUGCAAUAUUAUCAUUAUUAGUGAUACAAUCUAAUAUACAAAUGUUGGACCAGAAUUAAAAUAUUGGAAAUGCUAAAGAGUAUGUAUUCCUGAUAUUAUUUAUUUGUACUUAAGUCUAUUACAUCACAUACAAAAUUCUUAAUGCUUAUAUAACAUAGGUAUCACAAACCAAGAGGUGGAUGUAUCCCUGAUGUGUUCAGAAAACUUGUGACAUCACACAAUGGCACAUAUAGAUUGCAGAAGUUAAUGCAUUACUAUUGUUCCUCCAUGUAGUUUGCAUGAGACAGUAGCAAAGGUAAGGAGCACUCAUUGGAUGCAACAGUAAUAAAAAAUGUACACCUU
This is a messenger RNA of Eriocheir sinensis (Chinese mitten crab), 834 nucleotides long. Its product is annotated as MICOS complex subunit Mic10-like. NCBI's taxonomy places the organism in Eukaryota, Metazoa, Arthropoda, Malacostraca, Decapoda, Varunidae. The transcript has 4 exons. Gene Ontology annotation, cellular component: mitochondrial inner membrane; MICOS complex; mitochondrion. The record is from RefSeq and is a predicted model, not a curated record. The coding region runs from base 62 to 337 and encodes 91 amino acids.